Molecule: messenger RNA, 288 nt
Organism: Dibothriocephalus latus
Lineage: Eukaryota; Metazoa; Platyhelminthes; Cestoda; Diphyllobothriidea; Diphyllobothriidae
Source: the annotation of a GenBank genome assembly
AUGUCGCAUGAAGCUUGGCACGCUUUCCUCAUAAUCCCAUCGACGAACUGCAUGCAACAAUUGACAGGCAGGCUUACGGAUCCCCGGGAUGAAAGCCCCGUUUCCAAGUCUUUACUCUUUAACUGCCACGAAAUUGGAACAAUUCCUGGAAUUACGAAUUAUUUUGAGGUGAAGAAAGACUUCUACGAGGACGUGGACGCCCUCCUACCGAUUGCGCCGAAGACGGGCAAGCUGCUUGUCCUUGGCGACUUGAAUGCGACCGUUGGGACGGACCAGGCUGUCUUCUAG